Messenger RNA from Pieris rapae (cabbage white), 1085 nucleotides. RefSeq names its product osteopetrosis-associated transmembrane protein 1. Gene Ontology annotation, cellular component: cytosol. The record is from RefSeq and is a predicted model, not a curated record. Bases 125 to 967 code for a protein of 280 amino acids. Lineage: Eukaryota; Metazoa; Arthropoda; Insecta; Lepidoptera; Pieridae. The transcript is spliced from 5 exons.
AACUAUAUAAUAGUGGAACAAAACUUAAAUUAUAUUGUGAUAUGUAAAAGUAAAUAAUCGUCGCGUAAUUUAUCCCUAAAAAUAUUUCUAAAUAGGUCUACAAGUUAUAAUUCAUGUUGUGAAAAUGUUAAAAUACGUCGUACUGAUCGCUUGCUUCUUUUUAAAAAUAUUAUACGCUGAUUUUAGCUAUGAUCUAUCAAUAGUACAUCCAAGAUUGAAUAUUUUAGACAGCAGUGUUCCAUAUCCAAAAGUCUGUUUUGAAAUUUUGAAUGCCUUUGCUGAGUCUGCAUCCAAUUUCACAUUUUGCUCCUUAAUUAAUGCAAGGCCUAUAAGAUUAUGUGAAAAUUGUGAACAACACUAUGUCAGGUUUCAUGAUAAGUACAAAGAAUUGAAGGAUACUGCUGUUAAUGGAACAUCAUGUAGUUCUUUGUUAAUGUCACAAGAUAGAUUAAAUGUAAUUCAACACUAUCAUGACAGUAUACUGGGCAUAUGGGAUAAAGGAAAUUGUAAUGAUUGCUUUGUUUGGUCAAACGAAACUGCUACAGUUAAAAACAGUACAACAAGGUUUUACAAACUUUUUAAUGCUACAAUGGAGUGUAUAGUAUUAAACAUGGCCAGUGAAAAAACUAUAGUAUGUGAGAAAUGUAUGCAGAAUUACUUACAAUUGGAUGAGUUUUAUAAAACAUUAAGUAAAGACAAAAUUGGUGUUGAUUGUAUUUGUAUGGAUAUUGUGGAUUCGAUGAAUGCAACAAGAUCAAUAUGGAGUAAAACCCUUGAGUGCUGUGUUUUAAGAAAAACACCUGAAGUUGUAUUUCUGCUUUGUACAGGGUUAAUUAGUUUCCUUCCAAUACUGUUUUAUAUUACUGUUAGAUUUUGUGGACCAAUUAGAGAUCUACCAAAUAUCUUAAAACAAUCAAGAUUUAAGCAGACAAUAUUGAGAUCAAUUGAUAAUAGUAGAAUCAGUUAAAGUACACUCAACAAGAUGUAAAAGACAAUGUACUCCUAGAACAGCAGUAACUGACACAGAAACUAAAAUAUGUUAUUUCUUCAUAAAACUGAUAAAUAUAUAUUUUUAUCUAUAUCUA